Magallana angulata is the source of this 1691-nucleotide messenger RNA. Its product is annotated as E3 ubiquitin-protein ligase BRE1A-like. The coding region runs from base 98 to 1303 and encodes 401 amino acids. The transcript is spliced from 9 exons. Lineage: Eukaryota; Metazoa; Mollusca; Bivalvia; Ostreida; Ostreidae. The record is from RefSeq and is a predicted model, not a curated record.
UUCAUUUUGUAUACUACAGGUAAUGUAUUGAUCCCUGCCCAUUGUAGCGAUACGAUAAAGAUAUUACAAACCAGACAGGAAGCAAGAUUUGCAUGAAAUGGCCAAGUCCAAAAAAGGUGGUUUCUUUAGUAGGAGCUUUUCUCUACCGAGUUCCAGAGUUCGGAAGGGCCAGCGUAUUGAACGAAAUAUAGAAGAAAGACAAGAAGAAGAAGAAGAAGAAAUCGACGAAAAAGAACUCCACAAUGUUUUACGGAUGAUCAAAACACUGGCAGUUAAUGCUAAAAAGGACUUCAAGAAGAAGAAGGUGUACCGAUACUACUGUGAGGAGAUGAUUGACAGAUGGAUACCUGACCUCAAAAGGCUCCUGCGGAUUCGUUCACGAGAGGAGAGGAGGCAUCGAGAAGAAGCCGAUGCACAGAGAGAGAACGACCGCCGGGAGACACAGAGAGAACUCCGAAAUUUUAGCAAGGGUUAUGACAAUAAACGAAACCGUACAGAUGAAGUUGCAGCACUGAAGAACAAACACGAAGAUGAGCUCGUCAGGCAAAAAAAGGAGCACGAUGAUGUCAUGACAGCCCUGAAAAGAGAACAUCAGAAGGAAAUGGAUAGGUUGCUAGCUGAAAAAGAGAAACUUCUUACAAGACUAAGCCAAACGGCCGGAGACAAACUGAGGGAAAACAACCCAAAUUUCUCUGAUCUCAGUGACCCGUAUCGACCCACAAAGUUGUCCGAGAUGUUUAGUGAACUGUACGACAACCAGUGGACGGACGCCAUGGAGAUAUUGGAGGCGGAUCGCCAGGAAAAACGGGCGGUGGAGACCUUGCUGAACAUAUUAAUGAAAUGCUUCGAGCUAUGUAAGGAAUCUUCGGAAUCUCAAUUAUCAAGUCUAAGAGAUGCCUGCUGUGGAAAUGUAAAGAACGACAAAGAUAACGAUUUAGUAAAAUCUGCAAAGAAAGCUAAAGAAAUGCGGAGGGAAAUGGCAACUUGGACGCUUAAUGAAUCAAGAAUUUAUCACGCACUUUGGGAAAAAUUAGAGGAAAGUUUUGGUAAGGACGAUGUCGAAAAAUGCAAGUUAUAUAUCCAAAAGUGUGUUCAGUGUUGCUGGUUCAUGUGCGUGCAAGACCCCGCCUUGCAAUUGACUGUCUGGACCAUUGGAACUAAAAUGGAUGGUUAUAACAUGAAAUCCUUCACUAAGAAUGGCCAGUAUGUGGACUUCAGUGUUUGGCCUGCAUUAUACCUUCACAAGGAUGGACCACUGUUAUCCAAAGGAAUUGUACAAGGAACAAACCAAGCUACAGUUUAGUGAUUCAAAAUAUUCUGGUUAAAUCUUUAGACAGGUUGUGCAUUGGCAAGAAAGGCAAGCCCAAUGGAGAUUAUAACUGAUGUUGUAAACGUGCAUAUCUUGUUUUACUGUAAACAUUUAAAAAAUCCCAAAGGUUGUUCAGAAUUUCUUCUGCCAUAAAACAGAAAAUACAGCAUACAGGAUGAUGUCGAUAUUAAUUUCCCCAAAAUAUAAACUGAGAUGAUUUACAGGAAUGCUGGGGAAUCUGGAGUUUUCCUUCACCUUAUGACUGAUUUGUUGUUGAACGUCACCGUAUACAUUUUUUGUCACUAAUGCCAUUCCAUGUAAUAACAUGUAAUAUUACGUCUAUUAUAAGAGUCCAGAUUAAUAAAGCUUAUAAAAAUAUAAA